AUGGCUGGAGCAGUUGCAGUGACCUGUAUUAGCCACUUGUGGUACCAAAAUUUGCAAAUACUUUCAUUUUCCCAGUACUCCACAUUGCCGCCAGAUCUGUCUCUCCCCAGUUUCCAAGAGCUCAGCGUUGUCAUGAGCACUGUUGGUGGGCUAGAUGCGGAGUUGAGCCUAAAUAAGUUUAAAGAUUCUUUAACUUCGUCUCUUGUGAGCACUAUUGAUUCUAGUAAGCACGAGGCACACAAAAGAUUGCUCAGGUUCUUUUUAUGGUCUAGUAAGAAUCUGAAUCAUAGUUUGGAAGACAAGGAUUACAAUCAUGCUCUUCGAGUUUUUGCUGAAAAGAAAGACUACACAGCAAUGGAUAUUUUGAUGGGAGAUCUCAAGAAGGAGGGUCGAGUCAUGGAUGCAGAGACUUUUGGUGUUGUAUCGGAUACUUUGUUUAAUCUGGGAAAGAAGAUGAGCAUUGGGUGUUUUCAAAACUUAGACAAGUAUAAUUGUUCUAUAGAUGAUACUGUCACUGCUAUCAUUAAUGGGGGGCAUGCCAAGAGGGCUGAAGGGGUAGUUUGGCAUCAUAGAGACAAGAUUACAGGCGCACUACCUUGCAUAUAUAGAAGUCUUCUUUACGGGUGGUCUGUGCAGAGGAAUGUGAAAGAAUCUAGGAGAAUUAUUAAAGAGAUGAAAACGAAUGGGUUUAUUCCAGAUUUGCUAUGCUACAACACAUUACUCAGGUGCCUCUGUGAACAGAAUCUUAGACAUAAUCCUUCGGGACUUGUUCCUGAAGCUUUAAAUGUCAUGAUCGAGAUGAGGUCUUAUAGGGUUUUCCCAACCUCUAUCAGUUACAACAUACUCCUUUCUUGUCUAGGGAAGACCCGAAGAGUCAAGGAAUCUGUUCAAAUACUCGAAACAAUGAAAAAUUCUGGUUGUGAUCCUGAUUGGGUCAGCUAUUAUCUUGUGGCAAAGGUGUUAUUUCUGAGCGGCAGGUUUGGUAAGGGGAAAGAGAUAGUGGAUCAAAUGAUUGGAAAAGGUUUGAUGUCAAAUCAUAAGUUUUACUAUAGUUUAAUUGGUAUUCUCUGUGGAGUUGAAAGGGUAAAUCAUGCUGUUGAACUGUUUGAGAAAAUGAAGAAAAGUUCAAUGGGAGGUUAUGGACCUGUUUAUGACGUGCUCAUUCCAAAGCUUUGUAGAGGCGGAAAUUUUGAAGGGAGAGAGCUCUGGGAUGAAGCUAAAUCAAUGGGCAUCAUUCUUCAGUGUUAAGAUGUUUUGGAUCCUUCAAUAACGCAAGUUUACAAACCUAAGAAGCCAGAAAAAAACAGUCUUGUAGACAGCUCUAAAGCCAAUCUACACACAAAUUAA
Messenger RNA from Vigna umbellata (rice bean), 1347 nucleotides. NCBI's taxonomy places the organism in Eukaryota, Viridiplantae, Streptophyta, Magnoliopsida, Fabales, Fabaceae. The record is from RefSeq and is a predicted model, not a curated record.